UUUACUAACCAAUAUUUGUUCUCAUUUUUCAUGUGUAAUGUUGAGAGAGAUGUAGAGAGAAAGAAGACAAAAACAGAACCAGAGAAGGAGGAAGGAGAGGUAAAGAUACAGCAUUUGACAUUUGUGUGUUAAUAGCAAAAACUUUAGUUCUAUAUUAGUUACACUUUCCUAAAAUAAAUUUUACCUGGAUAAUCAAUAAUUAAAUUAUAAAAAUCAAUUAAAAAGAAUUAGAAAACAAAGAAAGAGAUCCAAUUUAAAAUACAGUAAGAAAAUGAAAAUCAGUACACCAAAUAUAAUUCAAAUAUAUGUUUCUUUAGUAAAUGGAAAAAAGUUAAAAGUGACAGGUUGAUUCAAAGCUCUGAGAAAGCAGAUACAAAUUUUAUGUUAAAUUGUAAUAUACUUAAAAAUUAUUUUAGGAUUUAUUUUCCGCAUCGUAUCAAGCAAAACCUGGAAAUAAUCUGUGUGUCCAACAACAAAAUAAAUAGGGUAUACUGAGAGCAUAAUGGUGGUAUAUUUGGACCCUUAGUCAGAAAGACAUAUAUUUGAAACCCGCCUGUAUUUUAGACCAGACUCCUAAUAUGAUAUUCCGUACAUAAGCAGCAAACUCUGUAAAAAAUAUUAAGGUACAAAAACACCAUUUAUAGAAAUGGUAAAAUAGAUUUUUUUUUUCUCUUAUUCCUCAUCUAGAUGCCCUGAAGAAACACAUGGCUCAGAUAAAUUGCACCCAGGUGACAGAGUUUAUUCUUGUGGGCCUCACAGAUCACCAGGAGUUGAAGAUGCCCCUCUUUAUGGUAUUCUUAUCCAUCUACCUUUUCACAGUAGUAGGCAACCUGGGAUUGAUCCUAGUCAUUAGAGCAGAUGCAAGACUCAACACACCAAUGUACUUCUUUCUUAGCCAUCUGGCUUUUGUCGAUUUCUGUUACUCUUCUGUCAUCACACCCAAAAUGCUUGCAAAUUUCUUGUACCAACAAAAUGUCAUCUCCUUCAAUGCAUGUGCUGCUCAAUUAGGCUGCUUCCUUACACUCAUGGUAUCAGAAUGCUUGCUACUGGCCUCCAUGGCCUAUGAUCGAUACGUGGCUAUUUGUAACCCUCUCCUGUAUAUGAUCACAAUGUCCCCAGGAACCUGCCUUCAGCUUGUAGCUGUCCCCUAUAGCUAUAGCUUCCUGUUGGCCCUGUGUCAUACCAUCCUCACCUUUCGUCUCUCCUAUUGCCAUUCCAAUAUCAUCAAUCAUUUCUACUGUGAUGACAUGCCUCUCCUCAGGCUGACUUGCUCAGACACUCACACCAAACAACUAUGGAUUUUGGUCUGUGCUGGUAUCACAUUAAUUUUCUCUGUAUUGAUCAUUUGUGUCUCCUACAUGUUCAUCAUUUCUGCCAUCCUGAAGAUGCACUCAGCUGAGGGCAGGCACAAAGCCUUCUCCACAUGCAGUUCCCACAUGUUGGCAGUAACCAUAUUCUAUGGGACUCUGAUCUUUAUGUACCUACAACCAAGCUCAAAACAUUCUCUUGAUACAGACAAGAUGGCCUCUGUCUUCUAUACAGUAAUCAUUCCAAUGUUGAACCCCUUGAUCUAUAGCCUCCGAAACAAGGGUGUGAAAGAUGCCCUAAAGAAUGUCAUCAUUAAUAGAAACCAGGCACUUGUAUUCACGAGAUUAAGAAAAUAA
Loxodonta africana (African savanna elephant) is the source of this 1664-nucleotide messenger RNA. Its product is annotated as olfactory receptor 8U1-like. The transcript has a single exon. The record is from RefSeq and is a predicted model, not a curated record. Gene Ontology annotation, molecular function: odorant binding; olfactory receptor activity; G protein-coupled receptor activity. Gene Ontology annotation, biological process: sensory perception of smell; G protein-coupled receptor signaling pathway. Gene Ontology annotation, cellular component: membrane. NCBI's taxonomy places the organism in Eukaryota, Metazoa, Chordata, Mammalia, Proboscidea, Elephantidae. The coding region runs from base 705 to 1664 and encodes 319 amino acids.